AUGGAGAUCACACCUGUGAAUCUUUUUCCAAUAGGCAUCAGAUUUUCACCAACUGAAGUAGAAUUGGUCGAUUACUAUUUAGCUAACAAAGUCAUGAACAAGCCUUUUCAAGAUCCCACUAACAGAUUCCAAGAACUUGAGCUUUACAACUACACUCCUAAGAAACUCCAAGAAAAGUAUGGAGUGCAAAAAGAGCAUGAAAUGUAUAUCUUUGUGAAAAGGAUGCUGAAGCAUCAAAAAGGAAAACGUCUUCAACGUAGAAUAACAGAUGGCAGUAAUGGAUUUUGGAAAGCUUCAACGGGAGAGGUAAAAAUAGAACUCGCCGGAGUUUUAGUUGGACAUAGGAGGACCUUAGUCUACUACAAAAGUGAAGGACAAAAAACCAACUGGCUCAUGUACGAAUACAGAUUACCUGAUCAUUAUUUUGUGCAGUUGGAUGAUUGGCUCCUUUGCAAGGUGUAUCUAAACGAAAAGGAGGAAACCAAGUCUAAGACUCGACUUAACUCAGCGUUGGAGUCUACAGUUAUAAUCAACACUAACAUAGACAUUCAACAAGCAAAAUAUUCCUCAGCUUCUCAUGCGAACUCCAACAGUGACAUCCAACAGCAGUUUCAAGAAGCGAUUUUCACCGAGGCCCCUUGGACCAUGGAUGACCUAUUUCAGAUCGCAGAAUAUUCUAGUCAUUUAUAG
Messenger RNA from Morus notabilis, 690 nucleotides. RefSeq names its product NAC transcription factor 29. The record is from RefSeq and is a predicted model, not a curated record. The coding region runs from base 1 to 690 and encodes 229 amino acids. Lineage: Eukaryota; Viridiplantae; Streptophyta; Magnoliopsida; Rosales; Moraceae. Gene Ontology annotation, biological process: regulation of DNA-templated transcription. Gene Ontology annotation, molecular function: DNA binding. The transcript is spliced from 3 exons.